Molecule: messenger RNA, 2249 nt
Organism: Pseudoliparis swirei
Lineage: Eukaryota; Metazoa; Chordata; Actinopteri; Perciformes; Liparidae
Gene: c1galt1c1
Product: C1GALT1-specific chaperone 1
Exons: 3
Coding region: 51-1247 (398 amino acids)
Molecular function (GO): N-acetylgalactosaminide beta-1,3-galactosyltransferase activity
Source: RefSeq, a predicted model, not a curated record
CCAGGUGGAGCCGGCAGCCGGCAGCCGGGACACGAGGAAGAGCGCUUUAAAUGUUUGAUUUACACUUCCUGCCAUUAAAUGUUGAUAACUUAAUCCACGCGCGUCCGGAAGCCUGUUUUCCACCAUCUGCGAAGUGCCCAGUUUCAGAAUACUCUACAAUUGGCGACCACGAAGGCGAAACUGAGAUGGCCCGCCAGAGUUACGGGACUUCCACGUGUUCCUACGAUACCAGUCUACUUCAGGCCACACCAGUGUCCAUGGAGCCACCACCAGUGUCUGCUGCCAAAAUGUUGUGUGAAGGAGGUCAUUUCAUGAAGGGGAUGGUCAUGGGAGGCCUCUUCUGCUUGUUUCUGUCGCUGCUGGGUAGCUUCAGAUUGAGCACGGAGUCCAAGACAGACGACAGUAAUCAUCAUCAUCAUCACGUCAAGGCCCCGAGUAAAGACGAGCUGACCCGCCUCUCUGACGUCCACAUGCAGGAGUUUGGCAAUCAAGUGCAGGUCUCUUGCAUCAUCAUGGUCCAGCCCAAGAUCCUGGUUUACUGGGCCACUGCGGUUGACACCUGGAGCAAACACUGUGACAAAGCUGUGUUUUACACCUCCGAGUCCUCCAAGGCGCUCGAGGCGGUUGACCUGAAUGAAAACGACGACUGGGCGAGGCUACGUAAGGCUCUGAAGCAUGCUUAUGAGAACGCUGGAGACCUGCGCUGGUUCUUUGUGGCGCAAGCGACGACGUUCGCCAUCAUCGAGAACCUCAAAUACCUGGUGCUCGCGAAGGAUCCCAACGAGCCCUUCUACCUCGGCAACGUGAUGAAGUCGGGGGAGCUUGAGUACGUGGUGUACGACAGUGGCAUUGUUUUAAGUUACGAAGCGCUCAAAAGGCUUGUGCAUGUGCUCAAAGAUGAAGACAAAUGUCCAGAAAGAGGACGCGCCCUGUGGCAGCUGAGUGAGGACAAGCAGCUGGCCGUGUGUCUCAAAUAUACAGGCGUCUUCGCGGAGAACGGAGAGGAUGCACACGGAAAGGGCCUGUUCAACAGCAAGAGUGUGGACAGCCUGAUAGCGGACAGCAUGAAGGCCAACCCCAGGAAUGUGGUGGAGGGCUGCUGCGCCGACAUGGCCGUCACAUUCAACGGGAUGUCGCCCAAUCAAAUGCAGGUCAUGAUGUUUGGAGUUUACAGACUUCGUCCUUACGGCCACGAUUUUCAUGACUCGAUAGUAUUCAACCCUCCGGAUGGUUCAGAUAACGACUAGAGACUCAACGCUUUGAGGUGGAUGUGGCAUUUUAUAUGUUUCGCUUCUAUGACGGCAAAACCGAACUGUGGGCCGAUGUUUUUUCUAAUUGUUUUUAAAACUGGAUCCUAGAUUGGAAUAACACUUUUAUGUAUGUUUGUACCUUUUUGCACUUGGCCCAAUCAGCACCCCGUUCCUUUGUGGUGAAGGUAAAGAGUCGAUGGGUGUGCCGUCCCUUUUGAAUGACGACAGAGCGUGGACAUAUAGCAAACAUGUAACAUGAGACUCUAUUAUCUGGAAGUUUUAGGUAUUGUUAUGUAUCUUAAAAGGUUGUCUUUUUGUGGUCUUAAAGCUUACAAAUUACAAUUAUAUAGUGAGGAGCUAUUCUAAAACUAAUUUUUUUUAAAUUUAUUUAAAUGUUCAGUGCUUUGACAUCCUCACCAGAUCAUAAGUAACCUCUUUUAUCUCUGAGAACAGAUCACCCAGCUGAUUUAAAGACUAUGGAAGCACCGAUAUUCAAUGCGGUGGCCCAACAUGGCUCUAACUUAAGUGCAUUGUUGUGCUUGGUUUCCUCCAGUUAUGAAGAAUUGGGCUUCACAGCGACAUGGAAAAUAAUAAUCCUGUGUUGACUCCUCCCUCAGAAGAGACACACAGUCUGGGUGUUGGCCUGACAAGAUUCCUAUAAAAAAUCUUGGGUUUUUUUGCAUAAUAAAAGUGAAUAAAAUAGAUUUCUGAUUUGUUUGAUGUGGUCUUGAAUAAUUCAACCAGGACUGUUAAAAGUUAUGGAUAAAUGUGAAAAAUCAAACUAGAGUGGUAGCUUCCAGGUGUUAAUGGUUUACACCUUGUCAAGCAGACUAAAUGACUUUUGGUAAAGGGAAAUAGUUUUACAAUACAAGGUUUGCUUUGUUAUACUGAACUAAUUUGAUAUAUAACUGUGAAUGUAUUGCAGGCCUCUAUGUUGUACAUAUAAUGUAUAUUCAUAUUUUGCUGCUGUCAAGUGAGAAAUAAAAGUAUUGCAAUUUU